This is a messenger RNA of Nycticebus coucang (slow loris), 4924 nucleotides long. RefSeq lists its product as uncharacterized. The record is from RefSeq and is a predicted model, not a curated record. The transcript has 2 exons. The coding region runs from base 1183 to 2061 and encodes 292 amino acids. NCBI's taxonomy places the organism in Eukaryota, Metazoa, Chordata, Mammalia, Primates, Lorisidae.
CACUUACAGACUUUGAACUUCAAAAUCAUACAAAGCAUCUAGAGGAACUAUCCCAGAUGUAUUCAAAAGAAUCAUUCUCUUUUGAAAGACCUCAUACUUUCUCAAAAAGGAUCAAAAGUCAGCCACGAGUGUAAAAGAAAAAGUAAUUUUUUAAAAAAAGGUUAGCCUUAAAAAAACAACCAUCUUAGCACUUGGGGAUUCCUUCCUAUUCAAAAGAAAACAAGAAAAAAUGACCAACAUUGUUGUCUUCUCUGCACCCUUCUCUUAAAAUCGUCAUUGGAAGUCCCCUGGGAAAAUGAGAUUCAGAUUCCUCAUCUAUUCAGAAUCAUGCAAUGGCCACGAACCACUGCAAAAGUAAGACUUCAGCUUAAAAAAAAAAAAAUCACUUCUGCUAAGACCUGAGCCUCGUCCUGGGGCAGCGACGCUCGCUCAGCUGGUGGGACCCAGCCGAGUGCGCACCGGGUGCAGCCGGGUGGGCAAUGCUGGGCUCAAGGCGAAGUUCAAGGAGAUCCCCAGGUUCUAAAACACCUUUCUUUACUAAACCCACUGGGUCCUCAGCCUCACCAUCUCUACCACUCCACUAGUGCCCCCCUCCCCCAUAAAAAAUGAAGCGAGCCGGGCGGGUGAGCGCGAGCCCAGAAAGGCAACAGAAAGAAAAACGCCUGUGACACAAAAUGGAGAAAGAGGAACCGAGCAGGGAAAGAAACGACGAAAAAGCGGGGAAAGGAGGUUAUUCAUAGAACAGCGAAGGAGCCUGACGGGUACAGACUACUAGAAGGGACGCAAAGGAGGGUAGCUGUAAAAGACUGGGGGAAAAAUCGGCCAAGUCAGAGACCGAGGAGGAAAGAAAGACGUUCUCGCUGCCGAGGCUCCAUUUUCAGCAGCGCCAUAUUCGCUUUUCCUUUCCCCGCUUUUUGUUUGGUUUUGUUUGCAGUCGGUGGACAGGCGCCAGCACAUUUCUGCAGCUUCAGCAGCUCUGCUCGGACAGCUGGGGAAGGCCGCAGGGCCCGGGCGGGGAACCAGCGCCUUUGGCCCCGGCCCUCGCGCCCCUCUCGGCUGCGAGGAGGGGACGCCCCGCCCGGGGCCCAGCGGCCGCCUGGAGGAACGCAGGCCGUCUGGUGUCGCCCGGGGUGUCGGGGGGCGCGCGAGGCUAAGGAAUGCCCAACCGAGAAGCGUCGACGAAUGAAGCUGGAAAAACGGGCUGGACCCGUGGGGAGAAGCAGAGGGCGCCUUAGGGCGAGAGCAGGGGACCGGGGCGCUCCUGGAGGUCCCGGCCACCGUCACCUGCGCGGGGCUGCGCGAUUGGCCUGCGCACCGCUGGGCCUCCCCGGCUCCAGGGAAAACCUCCGAGGUCCGGGCUCGGCCCAGAGCGCCAGGCGGGUCCCAGGGAAGGAUCCGCCGGCUCGGGCCUCGGGGCGCCAGGGCGGGAGGUGGCCAGGACACGCUUCUUUGCGGUUCCCAGCGGUGUUAGGUGCGGGCGAUGUCUCAGAGCUCCUUGGGGUUAAGUUCUGGGGUAGCUGGAAGUGGUUCGCGACUGAGUCAGGUCUCCCACCUCUCCACCCCUCUCCUGGAAGCCGUCAAAUGGUGUCUGGGCCUUGGAUCCUCGCUGGAGCAAUAGAAGCCCCUGGGUUCCCGGUGUCCCCAGCCCCGCCGGUGGAACCGCCGGGAACCAGCGAGCAGAGGCGCAGGCGAGGCGGCCGCUGGGAAGGAGCGGUGCGCCGUCGGUUUUCGCGCAGCGCUGCGGACCGGGACUGUCGGCUCCUUUUCUCCCUGGGCCCCUCACCCCGCAGAAGCCGGGGUGGCUUGAGUCUGGAAGCGACGGCUUCUCCAGACCGGUGGAGUAGGAGCACCUCAGGGGGAACUGAACCCCACAACAUCCCGGGGCGUCUUCGCUGGUUUUGCUCCUCAAAGAAAAAGUCUUCACGCUUGUGUUACAUCGGCUUUCCACGUCCUCCCUUCCUGGCCAAUUCCAACGAAAGCCCUGUGCGUGUCACCGGCUCCCAGUACUCAGAUCGCCUUAGACCAGGAAACCCAGCAAAAGUGCCCCCCCCCACACCUUAGCACCCUCGAAGCCCGACCGCCUUGCUCCAGCGCGGGCUGCUGCGCCCUCGAACGCCUUCGCUCCUGGAGCCACGGACCGAGCGUGGCCACCUGCGGCUUGGCUUCGCGUGGCAGAAGCCGGCUGUUUUAUUACCACUAUGUUAUUAACCGGCCUUUACAUUUUGAAAUAACAUUUAGGUUAUUUUCAGCAACUCAUGUUUCAUAUAUGUUUUUUUUUUUCAGACUAUGAGAUUUCCACAAGGAAAAUCCUAACCAGAUUUCUGUUAUUCACCCAUUCUUUUUCUUAUUCUGCAUAACAUGCAGAUUUCAAAUUACUUCAGGAUCAAAUUGUUUAAGAGUAAGUUCAGUGACUAAGCUCAAACGUUAGUUUUGACAUCUUUAGUUAAGCUGAUCUUUUCCCUGUGCUUUUUUUUUUUUUUUUUGUAGAAUGCUAAAAUCAAAAUUUGAAAAUGAGGUAGCCAUGUGUUGGCUCUAAAAUAUGAAAUCUACAAAAUUAGGGACUCAAAAGUUGAGCAGUUGCAAGGCCUAGUUCACAAGCAACACUGCAGCUUGUUUCUGACAUAGCUAUAAAGGGCUGCAAGAUUUUUGAAAUUAUUCAUAGUUGAAAUAGACAUUCUUCAUUUGACAAUAUAUGAACUUUUAAAUUGAGUACUGCCUGUUAGGUCUCACGUUAAUAUUAUGUUCCAUAUACUAAACAGUCUUUUGUGCUUCCCUCUUAUGGGAAAACUUACAAUUUACCCAUCAUGUUUCUUUUAAUUUAAUUAGGAUUUGAUUUAAAAAAGUACAAACUCUAAAGCUAUUUAGAAAAUACAUUUUAUGGCAGCUGAAUAUUAGAGUAAAUAAAGCUUUAAAAAAGCUACUUUUUCAUCUCUUAAGGAUUGCUUCCUUCUGAAAUAAAAGUUGGAAGUUGUACUUUGGUAGGUGUUCUAUCUACUCUUAAAUCUAGUCAUUAGAUGAAAGGAAUUAGGUAUUAAGGCCUACUUUAAAAAAAAAAAUCAUUGCCAAGCAUUUUUUAAACUCUUACGAAAAUCUUGGGUUUGUUUUCAUGAGGCUAUGUGCUGAUCAGUUUUCACUGUAGAACAAAGAUCACCCUGUAUGCCACUUCUUGCAUUUCAGGUGUUAAAUUUUACAAGAUAAUAUGCAAUGCAAAAAGAAAAUCAUCUGUUUGAUACAUUUAUCAUGUAAAAGAAAGCAUACAAUCAUUGCCUUAGAAUUAAGAGAAGCAGUAGAAUGUUAGGUAAGAGCUCUUAUGUUUUAUUCAAAAUCCAUUUAGAAAGAUAGUAGCAUAAAUUACUUCAGAGCAGAUUUUUGGCAAGGUAAUUCUUAGGAAUGCAAAAAGCUAAUUCAUAAAUGUCCAGUUUAUGAUAAUCAAUUUAUAACAUAUACAGUCUUUACAAAACUCUAUUGAUUAUUAUUUUAAUAUUGCCUGUUGGUCUAUAUGUCGUUCAAAAUCUUAAUAUUGGUAACAUUUUAAAUACUUUUAAGGCAUUUCUUUAUACUAGAGUGGCCUAUUUUAUUAUAUCACGAAUCAUAAUUGUUUCAAUCCUCUGAAACAUGUUAUACUAAGUAUAUUUUAAAUGGCCCUUAUUUGUAGUACAGAUAUUUCAGAUUUCAAUCUGCAGUUUUUACAUUUUUUAUUUACAUUAUAAAAGCCCAGAUGUUGUCAUAUGUUAGCACAUGGAAUACAUUUAGGUAUUUCAUUUUAAUAGAAUCCAAAUGUAAAUGUCUAAAGUGUGUACUAUCAUAGGAAUUAGCAGAGGAAAUAACUUCAUUUCACUGUAAUUCUAUUGGGAUUUUGAGAACAGUCAAUUAAAAACAAAGUAUAUUUCCAAUUUAUUAAGGCCUCAUAUUUGUAUCAAAAUAUGAGAAAGUAAUACAAUUUAUAUCCUCUGGCAGCCCCUUCCUAAUCCACUGCUUUAUUAAAUACUCUUCUGCUAUAUCCACUUGAUCAAACAGUAAGCACUAUCAAACACUAAGAAAUGAAAUAUUUUUAUUUCCCUUUUUAAUGUUUGGUGUACCUUCUUAACUGUUUAUGAAAAGUUGAUAUAGUUCAAAGUUGUUAAUUUUAAGUGUAAAACUAACAUGGAAAUUUGAAUUCAUUUAUCAAAUAUGUGGUAUUGAUGGAGGGUCAAGUACACCUGAGCAAUGAAUGUGUUGCAAAUAAAUAAUGUAUUACAAGAAGUUCAGUGGUUACAACUCUUUAUGUUGACUGGAAAUUUAGGAGUAGGAUUUUUUGUUUUUGUUUUUGAUACUACCUUUUGUUUUAGAAGAGCUAUAUAUGACAUCAAAUAUACUAAGAAAAGUGUGUGUAGCAGUACUGGUGUGUUUGCAUAAGUGGGGGGAAUAUUGAGGUAAUCUUAGAGCUUUUUCAUCUAUAUGUUUGAAAACAGUUUUUGUUUGGUUUCAGCUAAAUAUUUGACAACAUGUUCAAUGCCUCAGGCAACUUCUUAGGUAACUGUAAAGACCUAAAAAUAAAAGGGCAAAAGAACAUUGAUCAGCUAAAAUGUUACAAUUUUCAUUUAACAAAAAAGAACUAUAAAUAAGCCAUUGAUCUUAACUGGUAUUAAUGAAAAGUCUACAAAGUAUUACAGAAAAAUUACUUGGGUAUAUGGCUGAAUGAGAAACUAUCGCUACAGUAAAUACAAUAUUUUAUAGAUGUCACUAAUCUUUUCACACAAUGUUUUUAUAUGUUGUUUUAAAUUCUUUACUAUAGUACAAGUGUUCUGAAUUGAAUUCUUUUUAAACAUAGAGAAUACCCAGUUCAUUUUGUACAUUAGAAAUCAGAAACUACUGGAAUUCUUGGUUACUAACAAGGGUCUAAACACAACAGAAUUUCAUAAAUCAAUUAUAUGCUCCAUUUGAA